AACAUCAGAAAUCUCUCUUGGCGCAAACACACGCGAGAGUCUGUUUACUUUCGGAAUCGAUUCCGGUGAACUCGAGUCGUUCGGGGACACCUCUGUUGAAAUGAAACCGGGGACAGUGGAGGUGGAGGCGGGGCAUAUUCCAGCUGCAUGAGACACCGGGGCGUUGUUGGUGGAACCGAGCAGCUUCUCCAUGUCCGUGCUGGUGCAGAGCGAACACGGCUGCGUGUUGGACUCACGCUCCCUCAUCGACCAGGGGUUCACGCGCUGCCUCCGCUGGAAAGAUGGACAACGGAGUCACGUGCAGUGUCGCUUUAAGGGCCAGUGGUUCCAGAUGUGCAGGAGCCACGAGGCCGCGGCUGUGGACGCGGGACACGUGGAGGUGUUGCAGAAAGCAAACAAACCAGCGAAGAAAAGAAAAAGAAAACACAGCGAACUCAACCAGGGGGAAAUUGAUUCACAAAUCUUCCACGAGAAGAUCAGGUCCGUCGUCUCCGAGGGAACCAAGUCCUUGCUGGAUUCUUCCCGAUCCCUGGGAUUUCUGAACGGAGCCACCGACACCGUUAAAGAGCCACUUCCUGUCCAUGAGUGCAGGCUGGCUGCCCUUUGUGAAAUGGCUAAAGAGCUACCUCUGGUGGACGACGAGGAGCAGGAACAUGUCCAGGCACUGGUCACUGAGGAUGGCUGCACGUCACAUGUGGACUUGUUCUCUCGGGUGACGGAGAACAGGGCAGACGGGGCCACCGUGGUUACACUGAUGGGAGAGGAGUACGUGAUACCACCGCAUGCAUCCUUCCUGCUGUCUGAUUUCACACGAAUACAACCGCUGGUCCACUAUGGAAGAAAGUUUGACUUAAUCGUCAUGGAUCCACCGUGGGAAAACAAGUCUGUGAAAAGGAGUCGCAGAUACAGCUCUCUCCCCUCAUCCCAGCUGAAACGUCUCCCCAUCCCUCUACUGGCGUCUACAAACUGUUUGGUGGUCACCUGGGUCACAAACCGGCCCAGCCACCUGCGCUUCGUCCGGGAGGAGCUGUAUCCACACUGGGGGUUAGAGGUCGUGGCCCAAUGGCUCUGGGUCAAGGUGACCACAUCUGGACAGUUUGUGUUUCCUCUGGAUUCACCGCACAAGAAGCCGUAUGAAGUGCUGGUUCUGGGCCGAUACCGCCCCUCUGCCGGUCACUCCCCGAGCUCCUCGGAGACGUCAGAGGUUCCUGUAGAAGACUCGCGUUUGAUUGUCAGCGUCCCGUCGGCUCUCCACUCCCAGAAGCCCUCACUCUCAGAGGUGUUGCAGCGGUACGUCGGAGCGGACGCCUCGUGCCUGGAGCUGUUUGCUCGUAGCCUGCAGCCCGGAUGGACCAGCUGGGGCAACGAGGUGCUCAAGUUUCAGCACAAAAGCUAUUUCACUCUGACACCCGCAGACGAUCGGGCAGACAUUCCUAAAGAUGAGGACAAACACACAGUCACACUGUAGACACCAACUCCCCUGGUGAACCGUCUCCUCCUCCUCUCCUCUUCAUCCCUGGCCCACCACUGUGGACUCAUGAUGAUCUUAAACAACUUGUCACAUCAGUAUUUCUCUGUUUUUAAUAAAGUUUCAACACCAAAAUG
This is a messenger RNA of Pleuronectes platessa (European plaice), 1605 nucleotides long. RefSeq names its product methyltransferase 4, N6-adenosine (gene mettl4). Bases 191 to 1468 code for a protein of 425 amino acids. The transcript is spliced from 8 exons. Gene Ontology annotation, molecular function: nucleic acid binding; RNA methyltransferase activity; site-specific DNA-methyltransferase (adenine-specific) activity. Lineage: Eukaryota; Metazoa; Chordata; Actinopteri; Pleuronectiformes; Pleuronectidae. Gene Ontology annotation, cellular component: nucleus; RNA N6-methyladenosine methyltransferase complex; cytosol. The record is from RefSeq and is a predicted model, not a curated record.